AUGCGGUUCACGCAUGGCCUAGCCCUCUUGGGCCUCGCCGUCAUGGCAGCCGCCUACUCCGAGGUUGGCAUCUACGAGCGAUUCUACUUCUACUAUGCUUAUAAACUGGAUGCCAUGACCGUGGGGGAGAAAAAGAUUGCCACCGGAUGUGGUGCCAAUUGCAAUUUUGACGAAUUCAUCAACUUCGUUGAAGAAAACAAAGGCGCGAAUCUCCGCAAGGUCUCCACCGAACACUUCCCCGACAUUGAGAGGACUGCCGAGCUGUAUGCGAAUAGCGGCGCGGCGACCCAAGUGAGGGAAGGGCGUGUCUUCAAUGGAGUCGGUAAUUACGGAGAACUCUUCGAGAAGGUGCGGACUAGGCUCGAGGGUCUCCAGCACAAAACGAACUACGAGUACGACAAGCUGUCGGGGGAAGAACUGGCAACCAAGGUCCAGGAGGUCAAGACAAAGCUUAUGGAAUCCCUGAAGCAGGUCUGGCAGGGCCGCGUGCGAGCCUCGUUGUCUUCUUUCAAGCCAUACGAGGGUUUCAAAAUCGUCGAGACUGCCGACGGCAAAGCGGUCGACUUUAAAGCCACACUCGAAGCCAAGGAAAACAAGGGAGCCAUAACAGAAGAGCAUCUGAAGAAGCUUUGGGACGAGCAUGUAGAAAAUUUCAAAGGCGCAGAUGCCGUCAAGGAAUUCAAGCCGCUCAAGGACUGGCACCCAGCUAUUGUUGAGGAGAAUGGAAUCAUCAGCAUGAGAUCUUCGUUGGAGGGGGCAGUGGAGAGCGGCUGGAUUCCAAAAGAUUCAAAAUGGCUCCAGAGAAAUUGGAAGAAGAGCUACGAUAUCGGCCAUAGUCGCAACGUUGACUCUGUUGGGGAUACUUACAAAGCCUUGGAAACCAAACUCUGCCCGGGGGCGCCUAGCAGACGUGAUUUUGGACUGCUGCGCAAACGACAGGCCCUUCUCUGUAUUAGAGCCGCCGAGAUUGAAAAGACCAUGGACAUCAAGGCAGGGGAUGUGGACAACGGGGGUAAGCCGCCGGGAGAGAAGCCGCCGAACCCGGGCGAGGAGGGCAAGCCGCCGGGAGAGAAGAACAUCCCGGCCAGCGAGGAGCAAGUCAAGAGGGCCAACAGUGUGUCGGAAAACUCGUUUGAGAAGUCGGCCGAGAAGCGCCUGGGCAAAGUACCAAAGUCGUUUGAGGAAAAGUACGGGACGAAUUCGUACAAGGAGCUGCGGACCAAGGCCCUCGAGUACAAGCCACUGGAGCCCAACUCGCCCAAAAUUCGUUCCGGCGGCACCGGUCUCUCCAAGGUCGGAAAGGCCUUGGGCGCCGUCGGCGGCGUCCUGUACGUCAAGGGCAUCAUCGACGCCUUCAGGGACCACGUCUCUCCUCUGCACUUCUUCGCGGCCGUCACCUCCAUCGUCCCCUUUCUGGGGUGUGCCGUUGAAACUGGCGCCUCGGUCGAGGACAAGGUGCCCGCCGGCUUCAUCGUGGCCGAGGGCGUCUUGUGCAACGUUGCCGAUGCCCUGCUCCUGACGCCCUUUUGGCCGGUCGGCAUCGCGCUUCACCUUGUCAAUGCCGUUGUCAAGUUCUUCCGCCCUCCUCCCACGCCGCCGACCGUCUUGGAGCUGGCCGAGAAGCGAGACGCGGUCUGGGCUCACGCGCUCGAGGACAUUUACCGAUACACCUACUCGGCGUACGAGACCCAGCAGAAGUCGUCCUUUGCCUUCAAGACGGAGAACGCCCUGUUCUUCGACUCGCUCAAUGUCCUCUCCGAGUCGGCCGACACCAUUGGCUCGCUGAAUGCGACAGGCUCGGCUGAGCUGUUUGAUCCCAAGCUGUUUCCCGACCAGAGCGCCGUGCCAGACGCGGCCGAGCUCGAGACCAGGUCCAAGGAGGCCAUUACAAACCUUGAAGAAGAGGAAUGGGGAGCCGUGUUGCGCCGCCAGCGCAACACUCUGCUUCGUACCGCCAUUGCCACGGCCAACGGCUCGCUCUUUGAACUGGACAAGGCGGCUGUCGACGUCAAUGACAAGUUUAUCAAGUAUAUCGAAUCCCCGGAAUUCAAGGAGACGUAUCCCAAUAGCGGCUGGCAGGGGGAGAAGAUUCUUGCCUUUUUCAAAAAUUGGGCAACUUCGAUCCGCAAGCAUCCUGAACUGGGUGUGGCUGGACCUGCAGGGCUACUUCUUGCCAUACCUGCAGGGGAGGACAAGGACUUUGAAUACCCUGAUAUCCAUACCUUUAUCAAUAAGAGAGUCGAGGAGACAACCGAGUAUGUGAGAUCGAAACCUCCGGUGUUGCCACGGGCGCUAGACGUUUCAUUUGUUCUCGGGCAGUCCAAGGCACUUUUGAACCUUCCCAAAGACACGCUAUCCCCCUUGUCCUUCUUGGAGGUUGAAGUGAGCUCGGCAUCUGAAAAGCCCCUUUCACCACUAUACCUCCAGACACUUGUGGUCCGCCACACGCGGGAGAUUGUCGACGUCAUGUACGGGCGCAUGAAGGAAUCGGACCUCAAAGACACCGACUUUGCCGUGCAAGAUCCCGAGCUCCUCAAAAACUUCCGCCUCCUCAUCGCCAUGAAGCUCGGCGCGGUCCACGACGCCGACCGAGUCGCGGAAAUCCAGAGGCGCCACCCCAGCGGCUACGACCCCGAGCUCCUCAACCACCGCGGCCUCGUCCGCGCCAUCACCCCGUACAUCCCCGUCGUCCUGGAAAAUCCCACCGACCCCGUCCCCGUGUCUCACUACCUGACAAUGGUAUCUGGCCUCGAGAAGACGCUUGUCGACGAGGCCCUCCAAGCCCGAGUGGCCAAGUACGUCGAGACACAAGACGAGGCGACCAAGAGCUUCUGGGAAGAGCAAAAGAAGAACUUUAACAGUCUCAAGGCGAUUGCGGAAAAGAUUACCGGUGUGCUGGCCCGCCCGCCCUCUAUGCCGGGCGACUUUCUGGCCAAGCACAAGCCUACGUGUGUUAGUAAGGGCCAGGACGAGACGAUGUGCCAGUACUUGGUGGAGGCGUGCUACUUUGCCGAGAACAUGGGCGACGAGUUUGUCAACCAGUGCUUGGACGCGGCCGUGUCGCUUGAGAAGACGAGGGAGCACAAGGUUGACCUGUGCGCCAAGUUCCCCAGCUACAACAGCUGCGAGCUGGCUAUUCAUGACUGCGACAAGACGUACAGGAAUAGCAUGUACACGGUGCUUUUUGAGUGCGCGGCCAGGGCUGCGCCUGACCGUGAGGCAGAGUAUGCCAAGAUGGCGGCCGAGUAG
This is a messenger RNA of Metarhizium brunneum ARSEF 3297, 3249 nucleotides long. RefSeq lists its product as uncharacterized. The record is from RefSeq and is a predicted model, not a curated record. Lineage: Eukaryota; Fungi; Ascomycota; Sordariomycetes; Hypocreales; Clavicipitaceae.